This is a messenger RNA of Schizophyllum commune H4-8, 6199 nucleotides long. RefSeq lists its product as uncharacterized. Bases 82 to 5811 code for a protein of 1909 amino acids. NCBI's taxonomy places the organism in Eukaryota, Fungi, Basidiomycota, Agaricomycetes, Agaricales, Schizophyllaceae. The transcript is spliced from 9 exons. The record is from RefSeq and is a predicted model, not a curated record.
GCCGCGUGCAUAUAAAGCUGUGACAACUUACGCCACAUGGACCUCCUUCCCAACCCUCAUCUCCUCUGACCAUUUGCCACUAUGAGCUCGCAAGGCCCACCCAAGUACCUCUGCAGGCGCGUCAUUUACGAACUCCGACGACAUGGACUAGGCCGCCACCACAUCCCCCCGGAUUUCUUCUCCUCGAGGCUCUACCGAGACGUGCUGGACAGUCUUGAUGUUUCCAAGAUCCCCAAGACGAGCGCCUCAGAGCGUGAUCAGUGGCUCAACAUCGUCAACGCCGCGGACAGCAUAUCCGCGAUCGGCCACCUGAUUUGGGCAGGCGCCACCGGCUUCAAGACACCCUCGGCGGCUUGCACACGCAUCAUGGCGGACUCGAUGUCGUCUGUAUGGGCUUGGGCACUGUAUAUGCAUCCUUUCGUCCGAAACUGUGACGAAGACGCGCUCGAGGCUGCGACCGAGCUCUACAAGUGGCACUUCUCAGGCCGCAAAGGCUGGCAUUACGCCGCCAUCUGCGACGCGAUCUUCGCCUUUGCCGAUCGUACCGACACAGGAACUUCCGCGCUGCUGGCCUUUCCAGGAUCGGUAUCUUACAUGUACGAUCUCUGGUGGUACAUGAUGCACGUCAUCGGCGGCGUGGACCCGGCUGAUGGGAUUGUGGCAACACUGGUCUUGCUAUCCUCGGGAGCUCCCAACCAACAAGUCGCAGGCGAGAUAGUUGCGAAAGGAAGCCUCGGAGUGGACGCGCUGGUACGCCGAUUCUACGCGUUGCUCAACAUGAGGGACCCGGAUUUCUAUGCAGUCCACCCAAUCGUCCAUCUCAUCGCGCGAUGUGCCGCCGCUUGCGACGACGCAACAAGACGGAAGCUGCGCCCCCUGCUCUGGGAAAUCUGCCCUCUCAUCCGCCUCGCAGACCUCCACUCGUCGGAGGCUGAAGCGCAAACGCUAGGCUAUCUCGUGACAUUCUCUGCCAACUGCUUUUGUCUCUUGUCGUGCAUCAGCAUCGGCCUGGGCGGCACACGCGACAUCAUCCGCCUCAUACGCCAAGGUCUCCUGCAGGCUAUCUUCGACUUCAUCAACCGUUACUCCAAGUUUGAAUCGUCCAUCGCUUCCAACAUUCUGAACGACAUCAUUGCGCCUGCGAGCUGUCUUCCCUCUGUGGCGGCUGUCGUCAACGAUGCCAUCCAGCGCCAUAACUUGCGCCCCUCGGCUGAUGAUGACAAGUUUGAAGCCUGGCACGCUAUGUGCGCAAGCUUGGACAAACUGGCCGCCGCGAAGGACGAUUACAUGGCAGAGAAGAAGGCGAACCGAUUUUGUCACAAUAAAUCUUGCAUUCCUGAGCUUGUCAAGAAGCUCAAACGAUGCCCAUGCGGCUAUGUCUACUACUGUUCCAAAUCGUGUCAGACGCUGGACUGGGAACGCCACAGAGAGAUCUGUCAGAACCGAGAUUAUUGUCCUGAUCUCCAAGAGUUUCGCAUCCAUAACCCCUCUGACGUCCGCUUCCUCCGAUUCUUGGCUUACCAAUAUCUGCCCGUUCGGGACAUAUCACGCGAAACGUCCAACAAGGAUACGCAUGCAGCAUUCCAGGUCGAUUUCAGCUCAUCAGCUGAACCGAAGGCUACUGUCGUCGAGAGCGGGGAAAAUCGCAAGUUGACUGUGAUCGUCGGAACAUUCAAGGCGAAGACGACGUUGUCCUCAGCGUCGACGUCUACGAUCUCCGACCCUUCUCAGAAUGCGAAUGCGAUGUCGUAUGAGCGGCAAUGCUCAGUCAAAGGCUGCACGAAUAUUCUGCCGCCCGACCAGGUCAAGAAGAUGUGCGAUGCGUGUAGGGAGAAGCACAGAGGAUACGCGACGACGAAGCGUGCGCGGCGGAAGCAGGAGAAAGCCGUGCUGAACGGGCUUGUCGGACCAUUGGAGGGGGGACAGGAUUCUGCCACUUGGGACCAGACACCAGGGGCAUCGACGAGCCAGGUCGAAGCCUCUCAUGAGACGCAGGAAGUGCAGACAGCGCAGCUUUCGCAGCCCUCAACCUCCCAGAUGUCGCCAUGGGGAAACAGUAUCGAUCCAGCACUAUACGCGCAGGGAACUAUCGCGUACUCGCUCGGUCCCUCAAACUACCGUCCCCCGCCUCAAUCCGAACUCGCUCGUGCACUCACUUACGACGUGCCUCCCGGUCCGUCAUAUCACCAGAGUCCGCGGUUCUCUGCCACCGUGCAGGGCGUGGCCAGCUCGAUCACCGCACAAGUAACUGCCAGUCCGAUCGUUGUUCAUGCAACAGAGGCAGAGGUGCAUCGCAAGACAGCGGAGUCGGCGCAGUUGCAGAUCCUUCCAUCACAAGCGACGUCGACUGCACCUAGCGGCCCACCGAAUAUCGCGCCAAACUCUUCGGCCGUGAUCCCGCGCUUCUGCUCCGUCAAGGGAUGCAAGAACAUCUUGCCCGGCGACUACGAGUUCAAGAUGUGCGUCCCCUGCCGCGACAAGUACAAGAAGUACGGCGAGACGAAGCGCGCGAAGUGGAAGUCGGAGCGCGAGCAGCUGGAGAGGGAGCUCGCAGCGCUGCGCGCGGCGGAGGAUGCAAGAAGACGGGCGGCGGGGAUGCCUGCAUUAUCAGAGAACGCAGACGAGUUGUACGCUUGGGAGAAGGCAAUCGUCGACAGUAGAAUUCCGCUCAGUGAGCGCAGGCGGUCGUCUGCGGCUUUGGCCAAUCGAAAUGUAGAGGUCGUCAGCCCUCAAGUCGGAGGUAAUUGCACUCAAGUCGGCGACAACAGUGCACAAGCUGGCGAUCACAACGCGCAGGCUAACGGCAGCGGUUCCAAUGUCACCCAUGAUCUGACGACGAGCUCCGUUGAUCCUCAGCCUAUCGACAUGGCGACAACACCAGGUGCUACCAUUUUCAGUCCUUCGUCCUCUCCGUACCAGGCGGCGUCGCCCGCCGUGCGGAUGUGCACCGUCUCGCACUGUCAUCAGGUCCUUCCAAGGGAGUACCAGUAUAAGCGCUGCGUACAACACCGCGUUCAGAACCGGCACCAUAGCACGCUGAAGCGCGUGCGUGAGCGCGCGGCGAAGGAGGCGGGGCCGGACGCGGAUGCGGCGUUGACGCCCGGUGCGGCAGAUUCGGCGCUGACGUCGGGCGCGGCGAACAUGCCAGACGUGGUGCAGGCGGCGCUGAGGAGGAUGGCGGCGGAGGGCGCGAUGACGACGGAUGACGUGCUGGGGGAGGAGACGGCGAAGGGUGGAGAGGGGGUUAUUGACGGUGAAGGGAUGGCGGUGGCGACAACUGGAAUGACCGGAGCGGCGAGUGAGAUGACAGCGGAGGGCGGGGAGGCGACUGCGAUGGGCGAAGAAAUGAACGUGGAUGGUGCGGGCGAUGAAAGUAUGGAUGAGAUGCGGGUGGUGGAGGAGCUUAUGCGCGCAGCUCCGGAGUCGGUGGGACAGGACGAAACCGCUUAUCAUCCUGCGACCGAGCAUUCGUCGAUGCCACCCCCGAUGACACAACCAGCCUCGGCGGCGACGUCCACCGACGCCACGACGAUGGCUACAGCAGACGCAUCUGCGACCCCAACGAAGCAGAGGCCCGAGCGCAAGCGAAAGAAGAAGUCGCACAAGAAGAUCGCGGACCAGAAGCGCAGGCAGGUGUGCUCGGGCCCGGGGUGUUAUAACCUGAUGGACAUUGAGCAGAGGUGGCGGAUGUGCGACCUCUGUCGCAAGCGGCAGAGGGAGGGCCGCUGGCAGGGGCCGCUUGUGGAAGGCGGGGAAUGCGGGGAAUCUGAUGUGGAGGAUGCAGGGGAGCGCGAGCAAGGGGAGGGGACAUCGACGGGAGAGCAAGCGGACGCCGAUUUUCGUGACGAGGGCUCGAUGGACAUUGAUCCGCCUCAGACCGCCACGCCGGGCGCUUCGACUAGCAACUCGCCUUCAACGUCCGUUCGCUCCAAUACCUCGUCCACUCGAGACCGCUUCAGCAAGUUUCCAUGGCCCCCGCCAAACGGAGUAUACCAGCGAGAACGCGCGAGGCGGAAGCUCAGCGCCAAGGCACGCUUCGAGGCGGAUAAGGCCUCAGAGGCGGCUCGCAAGGAAGCAGAAGCUCGCGGGGAGGUGUCGAAGGCGUUUUCUGGCACCUGGCCGACUGGCCCGUCGACGAAUGUGUACCCGUAUUAUUCGAGGGACGCAACGUAUCAGCCAUCGGUGUAUGUUUCGCCAUCGUAUAUGGGGUAUACACCGCCCAUCGGUGCUCCGUCUUCCUCGACCGCAAGCCGACCAGCCUUUGCCCGAGGUCGCGCGCCAGAUUCCGCUCCUCAUCCGGCUAGUCCGUCUCAAGCAUCGCCUACGGAACCAGACCCUCCUGGUUCGUUGAAGUGGUCUUCCAGCCGAAGCUUUACGCCAUCGACCUUCAGUCAUCCGACUGUCGAGGCUUCCAAGCAAGGUCCUCCCGCAACGAGCCCCUCUACGGAUGCCACUGCUCCUGCAAGUCAGCCUGCUACCCCAUCUGCAACCUAUACGUUAGCAACAUACCCUCCUUAUGCUGGCUGGACACCUGUCGCAUAUACGUACUCGCCUGCGCCUGGCGGUGCUUACUCUCAUCAUUAUGCGAGCCAUUCCUCCCAAGCUCCGCCUAGCGCACAACCGACAUCAUCACCUGGCUAUGCUUACCCAUCGACGUCUUAUUAUCCGCCGCCGCAUUACCCUUAUGCCUAUGCCUAUGCAACGUACCCUCCGCCGACAUCCACUGAUGGGACAACGACCGCAGGACAGUGUCCGUCCCCUUAUCCGUACGCGUAUCCGGCGCCUUGUCCUUAUUCAUGUUGCGCACCAACCAAUGCGGGACAUACGCCUACGCCAUCCUCCUCUGCCGGCAUUGGGAUCACUGGUGACCCAAUACCUGCCUCUGGACCUGCACCUGAACAAUCGUCAUCAGCGGGUAACGUCGACGCAGCGAACAAGACAGACACCAGUCAGGAGACGGUUCGGACGUCUCGCAGGUCAGCAGCGUCACGAAAGUUAUCAUCUUCGAGCAAGCAACUCUCGAGCACGGGCGAGGCGGUGGGCAACACGCAGGAUACCGCGUCGACGAGGCUGGCUGUUAUUCAAACUCAAGCGUCUACCUCCCAGACAUCCCCCGAUCCAGCUCAUGACGACGGAAGCACAACGUUGUCCAAUGGAGAGCAUGCAGAGCGCAGUCGAUCUCGGAGCGAGUGGAGUUCCGACUAUCCGAGGGACUAUCCGCAGCCAGGCCAGUAUCAUCAGCAGUGGCAAAGCCAGCGUCAUGAUGGUCCUGGCGAAUCCAGUUCUCCGCCGUCGGCAACCCUCGCUUGGCUAGCCGGGAAGAGAGGAGCCGCUCGGGACGAACACCGCGACUCGGAGGGGGCAGCGCUGAACGCCCUGGUCCCGCCAGCGCCACCCAGCGCUGUGUAUGAGGGUUACGGCAGUCUUUCUGAGAGGGCGGUCAUACCUGCACGACGCGAAGGUCGUGAUGCAGACAACGAGGAUAUCAGUCCCAAAAGGCGACGGACUUCAGGCGGCUUUGAUGAUCAGGCUGCGUCUGAUGCCCACCCGUCGUCCUCACACGACGUGAAGGAGCUUGAUCCGAAGUGCGACGCCGCCCUCGCACCGUCUACAACCGCCAAAGAAUGCAGUAACCCCGCUUGUCAUCGUCCAGCUCUAUCAGGGCUUCUUUGCGAAAGAUGUAAGACGAAGUUGAAGAAAAAGAAACUCGAACGGCGGACGAAGCUGCAUCUACAGCCCAAACGAGUGGAAGCGUUGCAGAGCUUAAAGGUCGUCAGUGCGAGCGAGAAGGAUGGACUAUCUGCGUCAUGAUGUUGUAUUAUUUUGGUGACAGAAACGCGAAUUAGGGAGUCUACAAUAAUGUAAUACCGUAUUCAGAGGCUAAUGAUUACUUUGGAUGCUCGUUCGGGACACAUUAGACUGAGAAAGCACGAACGAGGCCGAGUGAUCCUCUCUCCAUGCGUACACUGAAGCCACCCAGGACCUCCGAACCGAAGUAUCGCUUGCACUCGUACAUGUCGUGCAAAGCCUUGCGCGCAUUCACUCUCAGCAAGAGAUUCUUGACCUCCUCGUCGCCUCCUGAUAACUCGUCGAUGCGCUUUAUGUCGCUGGCCGCGCCUGUUUGCACGAGGAGAUCGACCUUGUCGCGCGCGUGGGGUGACUGCGAGUCUGAGAAUAUGUUCUGACAGAAGGUCAUGGU